Messenger RNA from Solea senegalensis (Senegalese sole), 1112 nucleotides. RefSeq names its product lymphocyte antigen-6, epidermis (gene lye). Lineage: Eukaryota; Metazoa; Chordata; Actinopteri; Pleuronectiformes; Soleidae. Bases 85 to 471 code for a protein of 128 amino acids. The transcript has 4 exons. The record is from RefSeq and is a predicted model, not a curated record.
UUCUUGCACAUCGUGUCUUCACGUCGAGUCCUCGUCCUGUCAUUGCUUCUCUCUCUCUGCGGCUCACUCAACACACACUCAGCGAUGAAUACCUUUUGGAAAACGGUGACUGUGCUGAUUUCCUUCAUCGCAGCUGCUCAGUGUCUCAACUGUCGUCAGUGUCCUCUCGGAAUAUUUGGGAAAUGCCUGUUUGGAAAAGAUGUCACGUGUAACAAUGGGACGGAGCAGUGUUAUACCGGAGAAGCACAGUUCAAUGCCACAGGGUCACUCACGCUGCACACCCGCGGCUGCCUGGACUCAGACUUGUGUGGGAAAACUCUGACCGGCAGCAUCCUGGGCGCUGCUUACACCAGCAAUUUCAAGUGUUGUAACACAGAUCAGUGUAACGGAGCCUCCUCGGUCCAGAUUUCUCUGAGUGUGGCGCUGAGUGCCGCCAUGCUGGCCUCUCUCUGGGGCACCUGGGAGUUGUAGUUUCACACGGUUUGUUUCCCUCGUCUCCACUGUUGUUAAAAGGGUUUGUAAAGUGCUAGUAAAAGAAAGUCUGUAUUCCUGCAUCCGUUCAUUAUACUGUUGUAACUAACGCUUUAAAUUAAACUGUGUCCAAUGUUGAGAACCCUUUUCUGACACUGACAAGGACACUGUCAUUUUCAUAAAAUCCAUGCGUCAUCAUUGUUAAAAAAAAAUCUGAUUGUUGUUUUUAACAUAAAAUAAUAAUUUAGUUUAUUGAGUGCCAUCGACGAUUCUGAUUUAUUUAAAGCUCCACUGUGUCAUUUCUUUUGCUGAACCACUGAUGAACCGGGGUUAAUUCUUAACCUAAAGUUCUCUUCAUACAUUCCUUUCACCUCACUUGUUUUACAGAAACCAGGAUUAAUUCCUUUGUUAAGUUUAAGUUUGCUGCCAUCUUACUUUACUAGAAUAGCUAUUAUGCUUCUGUCCAUCAGUCUGUGUCAUCACAGGCACAAAAACAAAACAUUACAACCACUUUAUUUGGUGUCUUGUACCUAAUAAAGUGGCCGGUCUGUGUUUAUAUCUGUGUAAAGGCUGAACCGGAGUGAAAAGCCUUAAAUAUAGGUAUUUCUUUGUAAUGUCUAAUAAAAAUUAUAUUAACCCAA